UGGGGGGGAUGGAAGAGACAGCUUGCAUUUCUCAUCCUGUGCUCUCAGGAUCCCAGCUUGCUGUUUGCUGGGGAGGAGAGGGAGGAAACGGCUCGAUUUAUUUUGGGGGCCAGACCUCCGGGCUUGCCCCCCGGGUGCAGGAGAAGGAGAAGGAAGAGCUCAGAGCAGCAGAUUCCGUCCUAAACGGGGAAGCAAAGCAGCCACCUCAGAAGCAAGAAGGGAGGGGGAGAGGCCUCCCCCCAGCCGAGGCGGACCCCUGAGCUGGCGGCGGGGUGGGGGGCCCCGCUCGGCAGUGCCACCCCGAUAUUUCUCUCGCGUUCGCUUUCAUGCUCAUCGCCACAUGAAGAGAGGACUCCCCACGGGCAGCAUGGCAUGAACCCAGUGGCGGCACAUGAGUAAACUCGAGUCUCCGCCCUCAACGUUCUCCCAUGCCGCUGCUGCCCUGCACAGAGCGAGAGGGGAAGGAUGUCGAACCAGAGCGCCGGAGACCCAAAGCCUCCAUGCCUGCCCCGGAACGGCCUCCUGAAGCUCCCCAGCCAGCAACCCAACGGCCUCGGUUCCGCCAGCAUCACCAAGGGGACCCCCGCCGUGAAGAAUCGCCUCUGCCAGCUCCCCGCCGUCCCCGCCGUCCAACGCCCGCCACCGCCCGGCCUGGCGUCCCCCCCGGCCGCCCCGGCGGGGGACCCCCGGCCCUCCGACCCGGCCUCGGGGGGCCCAUCCCCCGGUGGGGCGCCCGCCUCCCCGCCGCCCACUGAGCGGCCUCCCUUGGCCAUGGACGAGAAGGUCCUCAACGGCCUCUUCUGCUACUUCUCCGCCUGCGAGAAGUGCAUCCUGGCGCAGGUGUGCCGGGCCUGGCGUCGCGUCCUGUACCAGCCCAAGUUCUGGGCGGGCCUCACCCCGGUCCUGCACGCCAAGGAGCUAUACAGCCCUCUGCCUGGUGGCGACAAGGAGUUCGUGGACCUGCGGGGCUUCGCCGCCCGUGGCUUCGACAGCUUCUGCCUCGUGGGCGUCUCUGAUCUGGACAUUUGCGAGUUUAUUGACAACUACGCACUGUCCAAGAAAGGGGUCAAGUCCAUGAGCCUCAAGCGCUCCACCAUCACCGACGCGGGGCUGGAGGUGAUGCUGGAGCAGAUGCAGGGCGUGGUGCGGCUGGAGCUGUCUGGCUGCAACGACUUCACAGAGGCGGGGCUGUGGUCCAGCCUGAACGCCCGCAUCACCUCCCUGAACGUGAGCGACUGCAUCAACGUGGCGGACGACGCCAUCGCCGCCAUCUCGCAGCUGCUGCCCAACCUGGCCGAGCUGAGCCUGCAGGCCUACCACGUGACCGACACGGCCCUGGCCUACUUCACGGCCAAGCAGGGCCACACCACGCACACCCUGCGGCUGCACUCCUGCUGGGAGAUCACCAACCACGGCGUGGUCAACAUCGUACACAGCCUGCCCAACCUCGGCGUCCUCAGCCUGUCCGGCUGUUCCAAGGUCACCGACGACGGCGUGGAGCUGGUGGCCGAAAACCUGCACCAGCUCCGCAGCCUGGACCUGUCCUGGUGUCCGCGUGUCACCGACACGGCGCUGGAAUACAUCGCCUGCGACCUGCACAAGCUGGAGGAGUUGGUGUUGGACAGGUGCGUGCGCGUCACGGACACCGGGCUCAGCUAUCUGUCCACCAUGUCCUCCCUCCGCAGCCUCUACUUACGCUGGUGCUGCCAGGUGCAGGACUUCGGGCUGAAACAUCUCCUGGCCAUGCGCAGUUUGCGACUCCUGUCUCUGGCAGGAUGCCCCCUGCUCACCACGACGGGGCUGUCCGGCCUGGUGCAGCUGCAGGGCCUGGAGGAACUGGAGCUGACCAACUGCCCCGGGGCCACUCCUGAGCUCUCCAAGUAUUUCUCGCAGCACCUGCCGCGCUGCCUGGUCAUCGAGUAGCCCGCGGCCGCCCCCGGGACUGCCCCCCGCCCCGCCCCGCCGCCCGCC
This is a messenger RNA of Ornithorhynchus anatinus (platypus), 1971 nucleotides long. It is a transcript of the gene FBXL16, whose product is annotated as F-box and leucine rich repeat protein 16. Gene Ontology annotation, molecular function: protein binding. The transcript is spliced from 7 exons. Gene Ontology annotation, biological process: SCF-dependent proteasomal ubiquitin-dependent protein catabolic process. NCBI's taxonomy places the organism in Eukaryota, Metazoa, Chordata, Mammalia, Monotremata, Ornithorhynchidae. The coding region runs from base 466 to 1923 and encodes 485 amino acids. The record is from RefSeq and is a predicted model, not a curated record. Gene Ontology annotation, cellular component: SCF ubiquitin ligase complex.